Suillus subaureus is the source of this 981-nucleotide messenger RNA. RefSeq lists its product as uncharacterized. Bases 1 to 981 code for a protein of 326 amino acids. The transcript is spliced from 5 exons. The record is from RefSeq and is a predicted model, not a curated record. NCBI's taxonomy places the organism in Eukaryota, Fungi, Basidiomycota, Agaricomycetes, Boletales, Suillaceae.
AUGGUUCCUAAGGGAGGAACCCAUUUGUGGUUCCAGGAUACAACACUGACAGUGUCUGGCACACUGUCAAGUAUUUGUGUUCCUGCAACAGUCCAGUACACCAAGGAAAGGGGUUACGAUAUCAGGCCUGGAGACAUUGUGAAUGUACUCUGUGGACCAGAGUAUCAGAGGAAAGGGGUCAUGACAAACGUUGACUUUCCCAAUGGUCGCUUGACCCUGAUAUCUGACAUUGACUUCUCCCUUAUCAGUGUACAAAUCAAAUUCAUGGAGAAAAUACACAACAUCAACUUGGAUUCCUUUAAAACGGAUAUUGGCCAAGAAGUUUUCAUUAUUGGGGGUGACUGGAAGGGGUAUGGAAUAAGGUUAAAUGGUGCAAUACUCAAAGGCCCUGAGUUAGCUUCAUUUUGUGAAAUGCAUCAUAAAUCUUACUUGGCGCCACCCCCUCAAAGCACCACCCCACCUGUGGAAAAAGUUCCCACCAGCUCUUCAGUUUCUAUCGCAGAUCUGAUCCCAUCAUCAUCUAACGUAUGGUCCAGCUGGUCGGCAAGCAUUGACAAUAUUGAUAUGGUGCAUGACCCUGUUAAUCCAAUUUCAUCAACAUCCAACCCCUGGGCUGUCAAUCUGCAGGAUAGCAUCAAUAACAUACAUGAGAAUUCUCAAGACAUGGGCUCACUACCUUGGUUGAUGACCAAGGAGUUUGCUUCAACAUUUUUGACAUACCAUGCAGUGUUGAAGGUCUCACUGAGUUUCUUGGGAGGCAGGUUAUACAAACGAUUUGUAUUGACAGCUUGUCCUGAUCCCUUCUGUGGUGACAAUGGACCUGCGCCGGAGGGUUGCAUCACAGCAUUUUGCACCUCUAACAGUGCAGGUGCUCAAAUUGUACACUAUCACAUCCCCUCCAAGGAUUUGAGCCAGCUCCUCCAUGCAAGAAACAGCAAGAAGUCCUUGUUCUGGAUGGAGAUCAUCACGGGCAUAUCUUAA